CUGAGAUUCUCGAUACGUUUACAUUGAUUUGUGAACACUCUUUGACAAUGGACGUCGUGAUCAAAGUACCUGGAGGGAGCACAAUAGAGAAACGCUUGAAUACGGACAUCCUAGUCCGUACAAUAGCUGCAUCAAGACCAUUUAUUUUACCUUCUGAUGAUAGAGGUAUGAACCCUGACAGCUUAGAAAUUCUUCGCCAAAUGCCAAACAAACCGUCGAGUUUACGUCGCAAACCAGCAGUGGGAAGUACCCGUCUCGUACAUACACCUUCAUCAAUAUAUACAUACAGAAUAAUACCACUGCGUGACGAAAAUAUCAACGAUGAAAGUAUCAGUCUUGACAGUGAACACAGCGAUUCGGGCUACAAUCUAAAGCCUAAAAAACUUUACUAUCUUAAAGGCUCGCCUUUAAACUCUAUAUUCGAUUUUAAUCCACAAACGGCGGGAAUUAGCACCAGAAUUAGCACC
Molecule: messenger RNA, 467 nt
Organism: Sphaeroforma arctica JP610
Lineage: Eukaryota; Ichthyosporea; Ichthyophonida
Exons: 1
Source: RefSeq, a predicted model, not a curated record